AUGGGCGCCAAGGAAGCGGAGCCGGCCCCCGAGGGCACUCGGCCCAUGAUGAUCUCGAUGCGCGAGAUGGAGACGCUCGGGCUCAAGACCGGCAGCGGGCUGCGCGAGACCGUCGAGUUCAAGGUGUUCACGCGCCAGGAGGUGCUAGACCAGAUCGCCCAGGUGGGCUUCAUGUGUCCAUUCCACGAGUUCCGCGCCGACGUCGCCAAGAUGCCCGCGGGCGACGACAUCCUCAUCGUGGCCGACCCGAACGAAACGUACGGGGAAAACUGGCUGCUGUGUCUGACGCGUCGAGCAUUCGAGUCGCAGAUGGAGCUGAUCAAGCGACGCGAGCAAGAUCGGCUGGACGCCCUGGCGGCCCAGGAGAAGGAGGCCAGCGCUGCGGCCGACGCCAACGACAUGUCCAAGAUCGUGUACGAGGACAAACCCGUGCUUUCAAGGCCAUGGACGUCAGCCACAGCGCGUGAGACGCAUGACGAUGUUGAAGCGUUGAGUAUCAAACCGUCUCGACCACUGAUCACAAUGUCGGUGACCAAGAUGUCGGAUGAACUCAAUGCGGACAACAAGUUCAGUGACCGCGAUGCGGAUCAGUGUUUCGUGGAGUGGAGGCAGCAUAAAGAUCCAAAUUACGAGCUGACUAGGCUGGAGCAGGAUGUGGGGUUGCAAGGCACGCCGGCGUUGGUGGACGGCACCACACAGACGAGUUGGUUCCGUUCCGUGAACAGCGCGCUGCAGUACGAGCCGAUUGUGAUGGAGCCGGCCCAGCGUCGAGCCGAAAUGGACAGCGACAAGAUCCAGGCGUUCCUGGAUCGCGUGCUGCCUCGCGUGGAGCGCGCGCUGCAGCAAAACGAGACGCUGGACGUGUUCUUGGACCCGUUCGCCCAUCUGCUGGAAGAAGAGGACGCGUCGCUGGGCAACAAGAACAAUGAGAAUGCGAUGCGUGAGCUGCGCAGCUUUACCGACCUCGUGUACAGCAAGAACAAGACUUUGCCUGCGAUCGACUGGCACCCACGGCGUCAUGGCGUGGUCGCAGUUGCUGCUGCAGCUAACGCAUCAUUCGCUCGACGUCUCGACCUGCUGGACACCGUGGACAGCUCGUUCAUCCUCAUCUGGAACUUCGUCGACCUCAUCCACCCUCAGAUCAUGCUCGAGUCUCCGCAGGACGUGCUCACCAUGCGCUUUAACCCGGCAGCGCCACACCUCGUAGCUGCCGGGCUGUACAACGGGCAGGUGAUCGUCUGGGACUUUUCAAAGGCGGAGCACCUGCUCUCUAAGAUGAAGACAACGAAAACUUCCUCUGGAUCUGGCGGGGCUGGCGGUGGAGCAGCGGGUGGCUCGAGUGCCUCCUCCUCUUCAAAGGGUGGGCGCGGAGACGAUGAUACUCACAAGCAAGUGCCCCCAGUAAAGCCCCUGUACGUGUCGUAUAUCGACGUGAGUCAUCGACGGCCUGUAGCGGACCUGCAGUGGCUACCAGCAGGCGUCGAAGUCAAUAGCCGAGGCCACGUCGUGGCAUCUACCGGUGCGGACGCUGGGGCUGUCAACCAAUUCGUCACGAUCGCUGCAGACGGACAGGUUUCGUUCUGGGACCUGCGCUUCAAAGACCCGAAGUAUCGAGGGAUGACUCGUGCCAAGGUCGACAAGGCUGGUACUGCAGCAAGCUCAAGCAAGGACAGUGCCGCCGCGCCUGACGUGCACUUUGUUCCCAUCUACUCCAUCUCGUUGACCAAGCUUGACAGUCCUGGGGAACUAACCCUGCAGACGCUGUGGCUUGAGAAGCCCCGCGAUGAAUCUGGAGGUGGCGAUGGAGGAGGUGGCGGCGUACCAGCCCUCACCAGCCAUUUCUACUGCGGUACUGAGGAGGGUGAGUUUGUCUACGCUGACUGGCGUCCCCACGCACCAGCUAAAGGCACCGGUAAUAAGGGCGACGAAGGCGGCAGGGGUGAAGAAGGCGUCGAGUACGUCCAGUGGCUGUGUCGAGACCAUUCUCGCCCCAUCUUGGGGCUGUGUGCGUCUCCGUUCUUCCCCAGUAUCUUCUUGACAGCGAGCGAGUCGCAUUUUCACCUCUGGAACGUCGCACAGCAGCACGAAGGUGGAGCUGCUGCCGACGCCAACAACCCUGCUGCAGCGUCCAAUGGCCCUAUCUUCGUGUCUCCGUUGACUCCAUCAGUUAUCACGUGCGUAGCGUUCUCACCGACGCGGCCGGGUGUGAUCUUCUUAGGCAAGGCCGACGGGAUGCUGGAGGUCUGGGACUUCCUGGAUCAGUCUCAUCGUUCGAGCUUGUCUAUCGGAGUCACGGCCUGCGCACUGACGUCUAUCGAAUUCCGUUCGCCUGUCGUAACUACGAACGCCAGCGGUAAUGCUGCGAAUGCCUCGGCAGCUUCGGGGGCGGGCGGUGGGGCAGCAGCCGGUCGAGCGAAGCCAGCGGAUGGGGCCGUUGGGGCCCGAGGCCGUAACAAUCCUGGCCCUGGCGCGCCUGCAGGGGGCAAUGCUUCCGGAUCAGCCAACGUCAAGCAGCAGCUCGUGGCGGUUGGGGACCAGAUCGGCAACCUGCACAUCCUGGAGGUGCCUCGGACGCUUUCUCGCCCCACGAGUGGCGAACGCGCCGCGAUGGAGGCGUACUUCAAGCGCGAGAGCGAGCGCAUGAAAGCUGCUCGAGCUGCAUCAAAAUCGAGCGGCCCUGGCAACGAUGGAGGCGCUCCGAGCUUGCGGCAGAACCGUGGCGAAGAGGGAGGCGCCCCAGGAACGGCGGCCGCGAACAACAUCGCUGCGAUGACUACCAAAGAGGUCGACGCUACGCGCGCUGGAGCUGCUGGACCCGACGACGAGGUUUUCAAGCAAAUGGAGAGCGACUUCUGUCGCGACAUGGGCAUCGAGACUGCGCGCAGUGCGUGA
This is a messenger RNA of Phytophthora sojae, 2892 nucleotides long. RefSeq lists its product as hypothetical. The record is from RefSeq and is a predicted model, not a curated record. Gene Ontology annotation, molecular function: dynein heavy chain binding; dynein light chain binding. Lineage: Eukaryota; Oomycota; Peronosporomycetes; Peronosporales; Peronosporaceae. The coding region runs from base 1 to 2892 and encodes 963 amino acids. The transcript is spliced from 3 exons. Gene Ontology annotation, biological process: inner dynein arm assembly; cilium movement involved in cell motility. Gene Ontology annotation, cellular component: inner dynein arm.